Messenger RNA from Ochlerotatus camptorhynchus, 1194 nucleotides. RefSeq lists its product as uncharacterized. NCBI's taxonomy places the organism in Eukaryota, Metazoa, Arthropoda, Insecta, Diptera, Culicidae. The record is from RefSeq and is a predicted model, not a curated record. The coding region runs from base 1 to 1152 and encodes 383 amino acids. The transcript is spliced from 3 exons.
AUGAUGCUGAUGCUUCAGCUGAGAAUCAUGGUGGAAGCAACGUUGCUGCUAAUUCUUUCGCUACUCAUCGUUCACUGCAAUGCUCGCGUUGUAAGAAGUGAACUAGGAAAACACCCUUCACUGAUUCAUAACGAAGACGAGGUCAUGUUUCACAACUUAGAAUAUCCCAACAUGGUGGAAAACGACGAAGAAAACGAAGUAAUUGCUGUACGGCUCUUGAACAGCCAUCUUUCAAAAUCGCUUUUAUCAAACCCAGUGGAUGUACAGAAUGUCUCAUAUGAAAGUGUACAAGAUGUACGAACGGACGAAAACAGAACUGAACUUGAAACAGAGGGAAUUCAGCGAGACACAAUUGAAACAACCACAGCAAGAAACAAGAUGGAAUCAACAACAUCACAAACACUACAUUCCUAUGAUAAAUCCUUAGAGGAAGACUGGGUUCGUUCCCAAAUAGAAAUUCCUCUAUCAUCUGAGGAAGAGGAAAUACAUUACGAAGGCAGUAAGAUAAUAGCCACACCAGGAAGUUUCACAACUUCAACAACUUUAACAACUCCAAAAUCUACGCCUACGACUGCCAAAAUACUAUUUAGGGCAACAACCUUACCACCAUCAACUUUCCGAAGCCCCGUAGUUUUCGGAUAUCGAAGGCGAAAAGCAAGAAACCACCAUUAUUACUACGACGAGCUUCCGGAAAUUGACUUCGAUCAAAUAGAUCUUGGUGACCUAGAAGAUUCCGAAAUAAAUGGAAAGCGACUGAAAGAGUUGGUUGCCCACGGUUACGAGCCAGAAAGCAUAGAACAACCCGUUCGUCCCCGGAAACGACGCCCGAAAAUGCAACCCAUCCAAACUACCGAAUGCCCAUGUGCCAACGAAAGACGGCAACAGUCAGUCGAUGACUAUGACGAUCAAUCAGUAGAGCACAGACAACUUGCACCGUUGAAGAAACGGUUUAUCAACCAGCAAAAUCAGUUACCCACCGAAGAUUUUCUGGAUCCCGAUAUGAGCAUGGAGCAGGCGGAACGCGUUCAGGGCGCCCUGGAACGAAUCAUGGGAAUCGUAACGAUCAUGUCCCACGUCGAUAGUUUCAUCCACAAGAAAACCAAACAGUCGAUAAGGCGACUAGCGAAGCUGUACGAAAGCGAAGAAGAGUGAAGGCUGUGGAAAAAAAAAUAAAUAUGUUUAAACUGAUAAGAA